AUGUUGAAGGUGGUUCCCAGUGAGCUGCAGUUUGGGGCGCUUGUUGUGAACGAUGCUCCCGUGUACUGCCGCUUCCGCGUCGUGAAUACUGACCCGUUGGUUGCCCUGUCAGUGCAACUCACCGCGACGACGGUGCCGGCCGCCAUUCGAUUUAAACUGUGGGACGACAUGUUGCUGCUCGGCGACACCGAAGUGGAGGGCGGCGGCGGCGGCGAUGCUCAGAAGGAUCACUCCAUGCGGGGGACGCUGUCACCCUUCUACAACACCGUCUUCGACGGCGUGAACGCCAUUGACCGGCUGCUGCUACCUCCGCUGGAGGCGAAGGAGUUAGUGGCCAUCUUCCACGCGGAUCCAGGGGAGUUUGGCAACAUCAUGGUGCAGGCCUCACCCACGAUGGUUAGCGGGGCGAUUCAGUUGUUGGCGGCCUCACUGCCAGUGGUGUCCUCGUCCAUGGACGCGGGCACUAGUAAGGGGAACUCCAACAAUAAGAGUCUUAGCAGCAACAACAACUUCCUGACCCUUACCUCCUCCCUGCAUCUAAUGCGUGAGAAGGACUGUCAGCACACGCAGCAGCAAAAAUGUGGUCAUGCAGCUGCCCCCGCAGGCGGCAGCGACAACAGGAAGGAGAGCGGUGCGAGUGUGCAGGGCGAUAACUUGCCGCGGCGUCCGCCGCUGCACUCGUCGGGGUCUCUUUCACUGGCGGCGGUGCGCUCCGAGACAGUCACGCUGCCGUUUAGCGCAAGCAUCUUUCUCUCGCUGCUCACGGUGUCGCGGUCGGAGCUGCAGACCACCAUGGCGCCGAGCAAGACCCACCUGAUGGACUUCACUGUUACCAACGCCUCCGCCCUGCCGCUGCCCUUCGUGAUCCGUUCGCAGACGAUGCCGCAGAAAAACGUGGAGUUUUCCCUGUACGAGGAGGACAAGUUUGAGGAGCCAAAGAUCGGCCGCACACUGCUACUCGACAGACACGCCUCUAUGAACUUUACACUGAUGGUGCGCACCACCGCCGGUGCACUCUCCGGCGGCGCCACCGGCAUGCAGCACUACCGUGUAGUGCUGCAGUGCGACAACCUCCGCGACGCCCGCAACUCGGAGCUGGUGUACGUGCACAUCAACGUGGUCGCGGCGGAGUCGCAGACGGACCUCGUGAGCGUCAGGAACCCGGUACUGGACUUCGGCGAGGUCUAUCGUGGCACGCGGGUCAUCCGGGAGCUGAGUGUCUGCAACACCACUCGUGAGGAUGUGACGUUGCGCCUUCUUAACCCCCGCCCUCACCACUGCGAGGGGGCACUAAGCCUCGUGCGACCAGGUCGCGGCAUCGACGGCGGCGGCAGCGGCGGCGACGGCGGCGACGGCAAGAGCAGUACUGGUAGGGCCGUUCCCAGCCCCAGCGCGAACCCCGACAGCAACAACAACAGCAGCAAUAAGAACGAGACAGGCACCGACGACGGGGGCGACAAAAGUGAGGCAAUCAUCGCCGUGGACGAGGUGGUGAUAGCACCGCAGAAAGGAAGUGUGCCGGUGGGGGUUAUGUAUGUCCCUUCCACUGACCAGGAACACAGGGCGACCUCGAGCCUAAAGUUUGAGUUUGAGUUUGUGGUCACAGGCGUGGGAAGUGAAACAACCGACGGUAACAGGCGGCAGCAGCGGGUGAUGAUACGGUGCGUGGCAACCCUCUUCACGAGCACCAUCGUCGCCUCCCAAACGAAUAUUAACUUUGGCGACUGCCAGGUGGGACAAAGCCGGCGCUACACCUUCGCUAUAGAAAACCCCUCGCCGUUGCCCACAACGAUCUACGUGGAGCUGCGCAGCAAGGUUGUCUCCAUUGAAGGGGUUCAGCCACGCGUGUCGGCGACAGGAGGGCGGGAAACGCUGGAGGAGUUUUCCAUUGCCCCACACAGCAGUCUACCCAUCACACUCCGCAUCAACCCCCAACGCGUGAAUCCCACCUACCGCAAACAGCUCACCAUCGCGAACGUAUCCAACCCCGCCGAGGAUCGUCUGAUUGUGAACAUUGAGGCCAAUAACAUGGCACCCUCUGAGGCAAAACUGCACGAUGAGCUGUACACGUGUGAAUCGAAGGCACACUGCGACGAUGGGAACGUCAACGCUGGAGGGCGCGGUCACGAUGGCAUGGGUGUGUCUUGGCUGCGAACCCUCGCAAAUGUCCCACUUAUCGUGGCCUACGUCCUGCAGUCCAAGGUGGACUAUCCCCUUGUGCUGCAGCUGAACAGCUCAAGGAGCACGAUUGACACCUUCUCCGUGGAGGGCAUGCCGGCUAGUGAGUUUGAGGCGAUGACGGUGGAGCUGCGAGACUACUGCUGCUACGUCGGGGAGGAGGUGGGAGAGGUGCUCUCGGUGGAGCGGGCAGAGAAGGUGCGGAACAGCGUCGUCAAUGCCCUGUGCCAGCACGCUGUGACGAUAAAAAGCAUCACGCUCGAGCCUCGCGGGAGUAGCACGUUUUAUGUGCGUAUCGAUCGCACGAGCGGGGGCGUGGAUGGGAUGACGAAGGAGGAUGGGAUCAGCAUUGUGGUGGAGGGGAUUGAGGUGCCGCGGUUUGUGCGCCUUUCUUACCAUCUCUGCAGCACGCGAUUUGUGCUGGAGGGGCAGAAGACGAAGAACUUUGGCGAGGUGAACAUUGGUGAACGCAAGACAACCAAGCUUCCCAUCGUAAAUCAGUGCAAUGCCCCGCUGCUGUUGAAGCUGUCCAAAUCGCGCUCGGUCACGGCAGGGCACAUUCGCAUGGAGAACUCGGACAAGACGUGCAUCUACUGCCGCAUCCGCCCAUACGCCACGAAGGAGGUGGAGCUCUGCUUCUACCCGGGCAUCAAGGGCGGCUUUGAGGAGCGUAUCCGCAUUACCAACGUCCUCGACCCGUCGAAUGAGGUGACCGUGACGCUGAAGGCGAGCGUCACAAAGGCGGAGACGUUUGACGUCAGUCCCAGCUCGUGGAGCUUCGGGGUCGUGCCGGUGCCGCUGCAGCUGCCGGCCCUGCAGCCGGUGCCUGCGACCGGUGGAAAUGGCAGUGGCGGGGCACCAGUGGGUUGUGACGACGCGGGGCCGCCCUCCGUGCGUGUAGGCGCCCGCUUCAGCGUGGUCAACACUAGCAACACCCGACGGGAGCUCUGCUUGAGGCUUCACUCCCCCCCGUUGACUCCAUCGGUGUGCGGCAGCCUCCGCCGUGGCAACGCCAACAAUACUGCCGUCGCAGACGCCACCACGAACUUGGGGGACCGUUUUUUAAAAUUUGAUGGCGUUGAGGUGCGGCUGCAGCUGGAGAUGGAGCACGGUGGCGCAAGUUCCGGCUCCUCCCGCAAGCUUGAGGAGAAGAUUGAAAAACUUGAGCAGAAGCUGAAGAUCUACCGUCGCAAGAAGAAGACGGAAAAGGUGGCAGCGGCAAUGCGGCAAAUCAAGGCGCUGCGCUGCGCCCUCAUGGGGAAGGAGUUUGACGUGAGCCCAACGGCGACAUUUACGGAGGAGGAAACCGCUGCUUCUUCGGCCGUGGAUGGUGGUGGUGGUGGUGGUGGUGGUGGUGGUGGUGGUGGGGACCAGAAGCAGCAGGAAGGGUGGCACUCCAAUGUGCCGUCGGAGUGCGAGGAGGAAAAGCUGCCGGCGAAGCCACCGGCACGCCAGCUGCAGCACCCGGAGUUGCUGUCGCUGCUGCUCUGCGACGGCGUGGCGUUACCAGAGAUGAAUGCGGGAGAGUCAACCAUCCUCGUGCUCACCCUCACGUGUGCGCGGACGACGAAGUGGAUUCCGCCUGCACAGAGCGGCACCAUUAUGUUUCUUCUUUGCGAGACAAAAGACAAGGAGGCCAAUCGUGUCAUUCCAGUCGACAUCACACUUGUACCCACGGAGGGUGAGGGCGAGACUGAGGCUGAGGGGGCGGGGGACACCGCUAAUCAACCCAUGACAGCGGCAACCGUAUUGGCGGUUUCAUUGAAUACACUAGAGGGAACUCCUGCAGGAAAGUCGUUCCCGAUUUCUUGCAAGGAUACAAUCAUCUUACCACCGGCUGCAGAGUUGAGAAAUGCGUCUUUUCCCGCACACACUGCCCCGGUAACACCACCGGCGUCGUUCAUCUCCAUUGAACCCGGUGAGGGAGUCGUGGCCACCACGUUUAUGCGCUGCCCCAUGGCGUUUGUGAUGCACUCCGUUGCGUACGAGACAUGCAAGUUUACCGUUCUGAUACGGGCAACAUAUGGCACCUCGUUUGUUGUGCUGGACCCGCUCCGUUGCUGUGGCAACAGCCUCCACAGCGGCAUGAUUCUUGGCGCAUCCACCACGCUGCGUGGUGGGACGGCUGGGAAUGGUAGUAAUAAUAAUAAUAUUAGUGCUGAUGGUGGUGUGAUGAAUACGAAUAAUGCCCCUGCUGGAGCUGGCGGCGGCGGUGGGGUGGCAUCGUCCACAGCGUUGAUGCCAGCAAAGACAUUAGAUGCGCAUUUCAAGUUUGUCCCACGCAACGGGGCGCUGCGGGCGUCAGAGUCCUUUUGCAUCACGGUGGAGUGCACCCCAAUGAGCGUCGUUCCGCAGCGCUACUUCAUCCCCGUCAAGAACCUGCAACACCCCUCCGAUGUCAAGUACCUUACGGUGGAGUUGAAUCCGACCGUGGAGGAGGAUCUUCUGCAGGUGUUACCCAAGGAAAUUAGGCUACGGGAUAUUGUGAUGCCGUGCGAGGAGAGCCGACUUGAGGUGCAGUCUUUUGUUGUGCGCACGCGCCUCACGAUGCCGCACGCGCUGCUUAUUCGCUCCAACCGCCCACUACUUGUGUCACUUUUUGAGGACGCGAAGUGCACCAUCCCUCUUGUGAGCCCUGUUCAGCGGGUGUUUUCGCACGAGAAGCUUCGCAUUUACGUCCGAUUCCGGCCGAGUGAACGUGCAUGGCGGCACAAAAGUCGACUGGUGACAACCGGUAUUCUUAUUGAAGCUCUGGCGGCUGAGAUGGGCAGUGAAAGACAUAGUAGCUACAGUAUUUUGGCGCAGACGAGCUUGCGCCUCACGGCACACGUGGGGAGCGGGGAGGUGGUACUGAAGGAGUCCUCCAUUGACCUCGGUUCUGUUUUGCCGCACUGCCGCCUCGCACAGACAAGUUUCACUGUGAAGAACCCAUCGGACCGUUUCGAGGUGCGACUGCGAGUGAUGCCGAGUCUGACGGUCACGCAGGUGGAGACACCGGAGCUGAAGCUCCCCCCCGGGGCCGAGGUGGAGGUGCCUGUCUCUUUGGAACUUGCCGCCCCCGGGCUUUUGCGGGAGUCACUGACGGUGUUUAACCUGAGUUGUCGGCAGAAGCCGCAGCAGGUGGGGCUCUCUAUACUGCGGCUAGAUGAGGCGAUCUCCGCUACGGUGGUGGCGGCGGCAGAGGACGCGCCGCAGCAACUGCAGCUGCACGUGGAUGAUAAGCCGCUGGAUACCCCUGCGGAGCCAGAGCCCUGGAGGCAACGUAGCAGUGAGGAAGUUGUGGUUGUGCUCCCAACGGCGGUGGUGGUGAGCGGGGAGGACGGCGGGCUGCAGCUUCACGGCCCUGUCAAGACGGCCACAUUGCAUAUGACAAACCACAGCACGCGGGAUCUUAUCCUUGUUGCAAAGGGCCCUGCACCACUUGUUCUUGGCCUUCCACGGCCUGCCUCCCCAGUGGAGGAAGCGGCGGGCCCGUCGCUGGUCUUCUCGCCCGUCUAUCCGCGUGGUCGUGUGCGCCUGGACGCACGGCACACGGAGGCCGUUGCAUGGACCCUCACCUCCCUGCCACAACUGACGGAGCAACAGGUGCGGCGGCUACUGCGGCAUGAGGUGGUCACGGUGGAGGAGAUGACGCAGGUGUACGUGGCGCAGAUCAUCGACGAGGGGGCGGGGUUCAACUACAACGCCAUGCUGUUUCCCAUGAAACGUUCCCUGCCGGCUGUGGGGCAGUGUGUGCUGCUGCCACGUUUUGUUCUUACCUUUGCCAUGAGUGGGGGGCGAGUGGACACCCCGCUGAUUGAGCUUGGCGUGGUGGGCGUGGGCGGCAAGGACUCCGCCAGCGACGGCGACGGCGCCCCUGUGGUUAUACGCCUAACAAACCUCUCGCCUGUUUUGCCGCUGCGUCUCAGCAUCGAGUGCGAGCCAACCGUGCGAUUUGUCAGCAACCAUGUCGUCGUGCCCCCGAAGCAGAGCCUCUCGGUGGAGGCGCUUCUCCUGGUGGGACUCAUCCGGACGCAGGGGCCCUUUUGCUUUGCCGUCUACUUUGUUAACGAGCUCAACCCCGAGAAUGACAUGGUGGCGCAUGUGAGGGGUCAGUACUACUGGAAGGUGUUUGACCUUUCUUGCGACGGUGUGAUGAACAGCGCGCAGGAGUCUCUUUCUAUGGAGGCGCUGCAGGUAAAGGAGACCGCUUCCGCUGCGGACGUGCUCUCCGAGAGUAAAAUAGUCAUGACGGCGAUGGAGCCAAACGUCGAGGUGGGCGUGGGCGUGACAGAGAACCCCAAACUGGCGGGGCUCAUUCAGCUGCAGGUGCUGCAGUACGAUGCUGCGGCCGCACUGCAGAGCAUUGCGUUUGGGCAAGCCAAACACGGCUCGGCCAACAAAGCUGCCUCUGCCCUUUCCACCGCCGGAAUAAACAACAGCAUGAACGCAGCUAACAACAGCAAUAGCGCCGUCGAUGGCGGUAUUAGUGGUGGUGGCUCUGGUGUGAUUGGUGCGACAGACGCUCUGGGGAUCCCCGCCACCAUCACAGUUGCCACUGCCGCUAACGCAGCCGGCGGCAGUGGUGGUGGUGCUGGGAAUGGCGUGGGGGGCAACGUGAACGAAUGCGGGGAACAAUGGUACCGGUGGUGGGGCUUCGAGUGGUAG
This is a messenger RNA of Trypanosoma rangeli, 6825 nucleotides long. RefSeq lists its product as uncharacterized. The record is from RefSeq and is a predicted model, not a curated record. Bases 1 to 6825 code for a protein of 2274 amino acids. NCBI's taxonomy places the organism in Eukaryota, Euglenozoa, Kinetoplastea, Trypanosomatida, Trypanosomatidae. The transcript has a single exon.